AUGAAAAAUCAACUGGUUUUCAUAUUAGUAUUCUUCUUUUUUCUAAUUACUUUUAUUCAUGCGAAAAAAUAUCAUUUAUUUGGAGAAAACGAAUCAUCAACGGUUUCUUCUACAAAUGAUCAACGCUUAUUAGUUGAUAUUGAUAUUUAUAAUCGUGCAUAUGCAUUACCUUAUUUUCUUCGUCAAUUGGAACAAUUUACUUGUCCAUGUAGCCAAUGUUAUUUAGAUUUCCAUCUUUACCGUGUAUUUAAUACAACAAUCGAAAAUGAAACUAGUCGAUUAUUACAUGAAUGGGUAUCAGCUAUGAAAAAAUCGGAUCAAUUCGUUUUUACAACUAUCACGAUUCAUGAAUGGACAGCACAAUCAAAAGAUGAUCGCGCAAAUCGACUAUCUGAUGCAAUGAAACGUUCAUCUGUACUCGAUGUAACAUACCUUGCUAUGUUUGAUUCAAUGAUUAUUUUAUUAGAACCUGAAAAGAUUUUAUCAAUAUUAAUAUCUAAAGAUAAACCCUUAAUGACGCCAUUAUUGCGUUCGACAAAAAAUAUGUAUACAUCAACAUUCUAUUUAAAUGAUCAAGAAGCAAGUGGAUUUGACACUUAUAAAAAAAUUUAUGAUCGUAAAAGAUUGGGCUGUUUUUCUAUUAAUGGUGGCAUUAAAGAUUUUUAUUUUUUUAAUUUUAAUCAUCCAAAAAUGCGAAAUGUCUUUUUAAUAAAUAGAAAUUCUAAAGAAAUUCAACAACAUUAUGCUAUUGAUGUUAUUGCAAGAGAAAAUUCAAUACCUUCAUAUGUAUGUAAUCGUGAAGUAUUUGGUUAUAUACCUGCACAAUUUAGUGAAACACUUCAUGAUGAAGCAAUUAUAUAUGAUCUAUAUAUCCAUACGUUAAUUGAACAUCAAUUGAAUGGCCCAUCACAAACAUAUUUACCACCAAUAUCGCGAACAUCAUUGAUUCAUGUACCAUUAUCAAAAGAAAAAACAAAAUUUGGUUUAGAUGAAAUUUAUGUAAUUAAUCUUGUACGUCGUACAGAUCGUCGUGAACGUUUACAAGCAACAUUUGAUAUACUUAAUAUGUCAGUACGAUUUUUUGAUGCUGUUGAUGGAAAAUAUACAAUUGAUCAAGCAUAUUUAGAACGUCUUAAUGUUCGUCUAUUACCAAAUUAUGAAGAUCCAUAUAAUCAACGACCAAUGAAUUAUGGAGAAUUAGGUUGUUUUUUUUCGCAUUAUUUUAUUUGGCAAGAUAUGAUUAAAAAUGAAUAUUCAAAUGGCAUUUUAAUUCUUGAAGAUGAUGUUCGAUUUGAUGUUUAUUUUAAAUAUAAAUUAGAAAAAAUUUUAUCAAAUUCUUCAUUAGAUUGGGAUAUUUUAUUUCUUGGACGAAAAAUUAUGCGACCCAAUGAAGAAAAUUAUGAAAAUACAAUCGAAACAUUUCUUAUUGAGCCAUCGUAUUCGCAUUGGACUGUUGGUUAUGCACUUUCAUUACGUGGUGCACGAAUGCUCAUUGAUGAAAAUCCUAUUCAAAAAAUUUUACCUGUUGAUGAAUUUUUACCAAUUAUGUAUGACCAUCAUCCGAAUUCAAGUUGGAAAAGUCAUUUUACCAAUCGAAAACUUAAAGCAUAUGCAUUUCAUCCAUCAAUUCUAACGCCAACACAUUAUUUUGGUGAACCAAAUUAUGUAUCUGAUACAGAAAAUACACAAAUUCUUGAACAAAAUGAUGGAAAAACUUCUCUACCGGCACCAGAAUUAGUGAGCGUUGAUGUAGCUGCCACACAAAAGCGACUUGAAGACAAUGCACGGAUGCAAAAAGAUGAAUUAUAA
Rotaria socialis is the source of this 1809-nucleotide messenger RNA. The record is from the annotation of a GenBank genome assembly. Lineage: Eukaryota; Metazoa; Rotifera; Eurotatoria; Philodinida; Philodinidae.